AUGUCUGACGCCGGCCGCAAGGAUUUCACCACCAAGGCUAAGGAGGAGAUUACUCCUGACGCCAGCAAGUCCACCCAGGACAAGGUCAAGGAGACCUUCACCGACACCACCGACCGUGUCGCUCGUGGUUUCCAGUCCGACGACAGCAAGAGUGCCCCCCAGCAGGCCUUCGACAAGACCCAGCGCACCCAUGACAAUGAGGCUCACGGUGGUGCCACCAGCUCCAUUGGCGACAAGGUCAAGGGUGCCCUCGGCUUGAACAACUAA
Messenger RNA from Penicillium cataractarum, 267 nucleotides. RefSeq names its product heat shock 9/12 family protein. The record is from RefSeq and is a predicted model, not a curated record. The transcript has 3 exons. Bases 1 to 267 code for a protein of 88 amino acids. Lineage: Eukaryota; Fungi; Ascomycota; Eurotiomycetes; Eurotiales; Aspergillaceae.